Messenger RNA from Symbiodinium sp. CCMP2592, 1011 nucleotides. The record is from the annotation of a GenBank genome assembly. NCBI's taxonomy places the organism in Eukaryota, Dinophyceae, Suessiales, Symbiodiniaceae.
AUGCACUGCGACGUCCAUCGUUCUGGCACCUUCCAAAAGGCCGGCCAAGUGCGACUCCCUGCCGUCCGACCUGGGCUGCACUUGGCACAGAGGAACGGCAGCUUUGACUGGGUCCGGAGCGCCAACGAGAAGGCGGACCGGGACCUGCGUGGAGAAGUGGCUUCUCUCAGCCUCGGGGUCUGUCAAGCCAGAGGCUACUGGCUGGGCAAUGCGAAGGUGGCACUGCAGCAGGUGGACAACCUCCUACAAGGUACUCGAAUUCUCACGAUUGAGGAGGCCGGGGGCGCGCUGGCCUCCAACUCCCGGCCGCCACGGCUGGCAGUGGCCAGAGAAACCACGGCCUUCGACGCAGCAAUCGCACGUAGCGCCCGCGGCGAGCGGGUUGCCGUGAUCGGCGCAGCUUCUGCCUACCACCCCUGUGGAGGCUUCCGCACAGGUGGACGCCAUGCGCUGGAGGAGGCGAUGUGUGUGCAGUCGACCCUCUCCGUUUCACUGCAGCGAGCGGUGUGGCUUUCCAGGCAUGGCGGAGUGGAGGUGCCUCUUCCAGAGCGACUGAAAGCAGAUGGCCGGAAGGGAUGGUUUUGCUACAUUCCGGAGCGAGGGGCGAUCCUCUCUCCCUCGGUGGAGGUCUUCCGAAAUGGAUCUGACAUGGGAUAUGCCUUCAUGAAGAGCGCCGUGGAGCUGGCGGCGGUCGUCAGCGUGGCGAUGCCGAACAUGAACCCGGCGGUCAAGGACUCGCCGCUGGACACCCCGACUGAUCUACAUGCGUACCGGGCCCUCCUUGCAGACAAGCUGAAGGUCGCCCUCUACGGCGCAUCGCUUGCUGGGGCGACCGCCGUUGUGGUCCCCGGCGUUGGCUGCGGCGUCUUCAAGAACGAGCCAGGGGAUGUCGGCGCGGCCCUGGCGGAGGCCAUGCGCUGCGUGGGAUCCGGCCUCCGCGAGGUGGUCCUGGCCGGGGCGCCACGAUCCAUGGCUGCGGCUGCUGCUGCUUCCCUUAAGCAGCGCCUCUGA